Messenger RNA from Andrographis paniculata, 2818 nucleotides. RefSeq names its product U-box domain-containing protein 34-like. The transcript is spliced from 11 exons. NCBI's taxonomy places the organism in Eukaryota, Viridiplantae, Streptophyta, Magnoliopsida, Lamiales, Acanthaceae. The coding region runs from base 265 to 2502 and encodes 745 amino acids. Gene Ontology annotation, biological process: protein phosphorylation. The record is from RefSeq and is a predicted model, not a curated record. Gene Ontology annotation, molecular function: protein kinase activity; ATP binding.
GGUCGUAAAAGGCCACCGGAGAGAUUUAGGCAUGCCUUUCCCUCCACAUUUCUUUCGAUCAUCUCUCAAUCAUCCAAAACGAAAUAUGCCAAAACAACGGACGGAACGAACGAAUCAUCAUUUACACUAAUUUUGGUUUGCACUUGAGCCUGGGAAGGAAAAAAAAUAAAAAUCACAAAUGAAAUGAUCGGACAAAGCCAAAGGCAGAGGCAGAGGGAAAGGCAAAGGUAUUGGGUUCCUUGAUGAGAGUGCGAAUCUGCAAGAAUGUGGCUUCCGAGUUCCAAGGUGAGCAGUUUGGGGAAAAGGGGCACCCGCAAUGGCCUUGUCGCCGUAGCCAUAGACAAUGACAAAAGCAGCCAGUACGCCAUCAAGUGGGCCAUCGAGAAUCUCCUCUCCAAAGGCAAAACUGUCAUUCUCAUUCAUGUCGUCCAUCGCUCUUCCUCGGCUUUGCCAAAUGGUACGGACAAGAAAGUACUCGAUAAGCAAACCGAAGAUCUAUUCAUCACAUUCCAUUGCUGUUGCACUAGAAAAGAUGUUCAUAGCUAUGAUGUGGUGCUGGAGGAUGACACGGAUAUUGCGAAAGCAAUAAUAGAGUAUGUCGCCCAUGCUGCGAUUGAGAGUUUAGUUCUAGGCGCGUCCCGCCAUGGAUUUAUCAGGAAACUCAAAAUGAUCGAUGUUCCAAGCCUGGUGGCAAAAGGAGCUCCGGAUUUCUGCACAGUUUACGUCAUCUCAAAAACAAAGAUAUCAUCGGUGCGGAAUGCUAGUCGUCAAGCGCCAUUCACUUCCCCGCUAAUGCCUAAAAUUCAGCAAAUACAAGAACAGUCUAACAAUACCAUUUCGCCAAUUGCACGCCCCAAGCAGUUGAUGAGCAUGAGAGGUGUAGAAAGGACACCGCGCAAGUCUAAUUUUGAUGAAACUGAUUUGGUCAAGUCGCCAAUGUCGAGGGGACAUCGAUUCCGUCCCAACAUGUUCACUGAUUUUGCAGAGUCAGAUACGGAUAUAUCGUUUGUGGGAUCAGGUACGCCAAGCGAGAGGCCAAGUGUAGAUCGAUCCAGCCUACAUUUUGACACAUUCGAUUCCGGCCGAACUUCAAGGGUUUCGACUAGCUCCGAGAGUAGCUUCGGCUCGAUGAGGUCUGCUGCUAAAUGGAGCGAAAUCAGUUCCUUUACGGAUUAUUCAACGCCUUCUGUGGAAAAUGAUGAUGUCGCAGCAGAAAUGAGACGGCUAAAGCUCGAGCUACAGAAAACCAUGGAAAUGUAUAGCACAGCCUGCAAGGAAGCUCUAACGGCAAAAGAAAAGGCAAUGGAGCUUCAUCAAUGGAGGAUCGAUGAGGAACGCAGACUCGAAGAGACUCGACUGGCUGAGGAAACAGCUCGACAGACUGCCGAACAGGAGAAAAGCAAGUAUAAAGCGGCCAUGGAAAACACGCCAACCUCCGGAGGGGAGGACAUGAUGAGCUCGUCAUUGAGGUACAAACGCUACACAAUUGAGGAAAUCGAAGAGGCCACAGAGUUUUUUUCCGAAUCGCGCAAAAUUGGGGAGGGCGGCUAUGGCCCUGUCUACAAGUGUUACCUUGAUCAUACUCGCGUCGCUGUUAAAGUCUUGCGUCCCGAUGCAGCUCAAGGAAGAUCGCAAUUCCAACGAGAGGUCGAAGUGCUGAGCUGUCUGCGACAUCCGAACAUGGUGUUGCUCCUCGGCGCCUGCCCGGAAUACGGUUGCCUUGUCUACGAGUACAUGGCCAACGGCAGUCUCGACGACUGUCUUUUUCGGAAAGGCAACACGCGACCUCUCUCAUGGCAGGUCCGGUUCCGAAUCGCCGCCGAGAUCGCCACGGGGCUGAAUUUUCUCCAUCAGACGAAACCGGAGCCUUUGGUCCAUCGCGACCUCAAACCGGGGAACAUCUUGCUCGACCAGAACUACACUAGCAAAAUAAGCGACGUGGGAUUGGCGCGGCUCGUCCCGCCAUCCGUCGCUGACGACGUGACGCAAUACCGGAUGACGUCAACGGCUGGCACGUUUUGCUACAUCGAUCCCGAGUACCAGCAGACCGGGAUGCUUGGAGUGAAAUCCGACGUGUACUCGUUGGGCAUUGUGCUUCUGCAAAUACUGACGGCAAAAACGCCGAUGGGGUUGAGUCAUCUAAUCGAGCAAGCGAUUGAGAAGGGAACGUUGGAAGAGAUGUUGGAUCCAUCCAUCUCAGAUUGGCCAAUUGAAGAAACGACGACUCUUGCGAAAUUGGCGGUUCAAUGUUCUGAGCUGAGACGGAAAGAUCGACCGGAUCUUGGCAAGGUCGUCUUGCCCGAGCUUAAUAAGUUGAGAGAAUUUGGCGAAGAGAACAUAAUCCAUUUUCUCGUUGGGGGUAGCACGGCGCCCUCGCCUAGCCAUAGCCUUGCUUCGAUAAAGGAAGUCAAGAGCGAUCAUUCGGCAGCUACACAGAGUGAAGUAAAUGCAUCAGCUAGCACAACUUCGUUGUCCAAAAACUCAUCGGAAACUACUGAAUGAGCAUAGUUUACGGGCAAGAAAGAUGCGUAGACUCGUUAUGUAGGUCGAUGUAAUGUCAGUGAUUUUUUUGGUACUGCAAGAAAACGGGCUCGGUCGAGAUGGUUCGAAGCUUACGUAGCUAGUAGUUUUAGACAGUGAGGCUGCGAUUGAUUGCCUGUGGUUUUUGGACUACAGGAAUUUGUUCUUGUGAUUGAAGGAGGGAAAACAUAUGAUCGAAUGUGUACGAUGUAGUUGCAAGAACAAGUGUAGUGUUUAAAUCAAGCUGAGGCUAUGUUGGUUUCGAUGAAUUUGAAUGUUAUGAAUUUUAAGGGUUUGA